CGGUUGCACCUUAUGAAAACGGGCCCUACCUCGCGGUGAGGCUCAGAGAGCGUGCGUGGUCGCGAUGGCGUGCCCGUCUGCCGUGCUGCAACUGCUGCUUCUGCUGGCCGCCGGUGCGGCAUGGGCGGCCGACGACCAGCAGGUGUACACCUGCAACGCCACGCAGCUCUUGUCUCCCGAACUCGUCGCAGAGAUACGCAGUUACGCGCCGGUAGUGCAGAGCAUCAUCGACUACGUGCUCCGGGGCCCCGAGCGCAACCGCACCUAUGAAGAACUGGCCAAAUUUGUCGACCGAUUCGGCGCCCGCAUCUCGGGAUCGCGCAACCUGGAGAACGCCAUCGACUACAUGGUGGAGCUCUUGGGCCGCCAGGAACUGGACCGCGUGUACACGGAGCGCGUGGCCGUGCCGCACUGGGUGCGUGGAAACGAGUCGGCCUGGAUAGUGCGGCCGCGUAUGCAAAAGCUCAACAUGCUGGGCCUGGGUGGAAGCGUGGGUACGUCGCCCAACGGAAUCACUGCACCUAUUCUGGUAGUCAGAUCAUUCGAGGAGCUCCAGUCCAACGCCUCAAAGGCCCGUGGAAAGGUGGUGGUGUUCGACGAGGAGUUCGUAAGCUACGGGCGCACCGUGGAGUACCGCGAGAACGGCGCCGCCGCGGCCGAGCGUGCGGGCGCCGUUGCCGCGCUGGUGCGCUCGGUGACGCCCUUCUCUAUCGGGAGCCCGCACACGGGCUGGAUGAACUACGAGCGCGGCGAGCCCCGUAUUCCCUGCGCCUCCAUCACCGUCGAGGACGCGCAGCUGCUCCGAAGGCUCCAGGACCGAGGUAUAGAGGUUCAUGUUCACUUAAUAAUGGAUGCACAAAACCUUCCACUGACCACGUCACGGAACACCAUAGCUGAACUCAAAGGCACAACCAUGCCCGACGAGGUGGUUCUCGUGAGCGGUCACCUGGACUCGUGGGACGUGGGCCAAGGCGCCAUGGACGACGGCGGCGGCGCCUUCAUCUCGUGGCGGGCUCUAGCGCUUCUGCGGAGGCUGGGCCUUCGGCCGCGGCGUACGCUGCGUGCCUUGCUGUGGACAGGCGAAGAGGAAGGCGUGUGGGGCGGCCGCGCCUACUACGAACGCCACGGCGGCCGGCCCGAGGCACGUCGCCUGCUCAACCUUGUCAUGGAGUCCGACCUGGGCACAUUCCGGCCGCUGGGGCUCAGGCUGGCCGCCACCGACCCGCGCGCGCGCUGCAUGGCCGCGCAGGUGCUGCGCCUGUUCGGCUCAAUCAACGCGACGCAACUGACAUUGGGGCCCGACGGGCCGGAUAUCCAGCCCUGGGUGGACGCCGGCGUGCCGGGCGCCUCGCUGGACACGGCCAACAAAGAGUACUUCUACUUCCACCAUACGGACGGCGACUCCAUGACCGUCGAAGACCCGACCAACCUGGACUUGUGUACUGCCUUGUGGGCGGCUUCCGCCUUCGUCUUCGCCGACCUGAGCGAGCGCCUGCCGCGGCCGUAGCAAUGCGGUGGCGACAAGGACUGAAGUCCUGCGGGACACUGUCCGCGUUCACGUCAAUGAUGGCGCGUUCACAUCUUAUCGGUUUAUUAAUCGACACAGAAAGUUGAGUAAUCAAUGUUUUAAACUUUGUCAGACGGCGUUUCAGCAAAAAUGAUCUGUUUAUAAGUUAGUUAAAUGUCUGACGAGAUUCCUACACCGAAUAUAAAGGUAUUGUCUUCGAAUUAAGCUUCACAACAUGUCAUUUAUUUAUACAUUCUUACACGGUGAAAAUACACCGCAAUCACGUGCGUAUAUGCAGACGAUUUAGGCUAUGCAUAUACUUUACAAAAUAUGUGAGCCUAGCAAACGUGGCGUUGAUGCAUCCAAGUUAAAGGGUGAGGCGGAUAAGCUUUACCGCACAUAAGCAAGUGCGUGAAGAAAAAUUUACAAAAUAAUGUUAAUUGAUCGCUUAAUAAAAACCUUGGAGGCAGGUGCUUAUCUGGCACAUUUGGAGACUGUCAUAUUUCAAUGCACACGUAUCCUGAAAAUCACCUAAUUCGAAGUCUCAUCGCCGAAUUUCGACGGUCAGUCCAGGCAGUAUCGAAACCGAGGGCAGAGGGAAACGCUUCAUGACGAAGUUUCAAAAAUAUUAUGUUGCGAAAAACGUACGUAUACAUGCCGUAUCUGCUAUAGAACUCGCCGCGAAGUUUAUUUUGCAAUAACGUGUCACAUAGUGACGGACUAGGCGACUAUUGACGUAAUAUGCUAUAGGUACACGAAAACUUGUCUUCCAAUGUCAGCUAUUUAUACCUUCUUGCCAGCCGAUAUAUCUGUCCAAGUACGUUUCAUUUACUGAUCUGUUUUUUGUUUUUUUCUGUAGAGGAAUAAACAAUACUGACGUGCUA
Molecule: messenger RNA, 2391 nt
Organism: Rhipicephalus sanguineus (brown dog tick)
Lineage: Eukaryota; Metazoa; Arthropoda; Arachnida; Ixodida; Ixodidae
Product: carboxypeptidase Q
Exons: 4
Coding region: 65-1507 (480 amino acids)
Biological process (GO): peptide catabolic process; proteolysis
Molecular function (GO): metallodipeptidase activity
Source: RefSeq, a predicted model, not a curated record